AUGUAAAAAAAAAAAACAACCCUACACACACAAAAGUCACUCCUGAGUAGAAGUUGCACCCCUGGCUGAACUAUGAAAAAACUGCGACCUAUACUCUGGAAAAUACGGUACAUGCUUUCUGCGUUUUUCUCUGAUUCUGUCUCCAUCCAUGCUGCCAGGUCCGUCCCUUUUCGUUGACCAAUUGCAGUUUGUUAGGGGCUGGGCUGGAGAGCACUGCUGAUGCCCUUUCUUAUAAGAAGCUUCUGCUCAGCUGCUCAACUUUCAUGAGAAGUUCAGUAGCAAGAGCCUGCUCAGCCAGCAGCAUCUCUUCCAUCUGUGGAUUUCAAGCUGAACGUCUAAGAGCUCAGGAGGAAGCGUUUCCUUCAUCAUGAAAUUUACAUCAAUGCUGUAGAAAAUCAGAGCAAAGACCCAUCAUCCGUCAGAACAAUGCUGGGACUGAACAAGCUGAGACUUCUGCUGCCUUUGCUGGCUUAUGUGACUCUGGCUCAAGGUUCUCUGAGGAUCAGGAACAUUUCAGACCGGAGCAAAAGAACGGUCUCCAACCAAUUCAGCGACUCGCAGAGGACAGGUGUGACUGAGUGGACAUCCUGGUUUAACAUCGACCAUCCCGGAGGAAAUGGAGACUAUGAGCGAUUGGAGGCUAUUCGAUUCUACUACAGAGAGCGAGUUUGUUCACGGCCCACAGCCAUAGAGGCUCGAACCACAGACUGGGUGACAGCCGCAGACACUGGGGAAGUGGUGCACUCUAGUUUGGAGAAGGGCUUUUGGUGCAUCAACAAAGAACAACCAAAAGGCAGCAUCUGUUCGAACUACCACGUCCGCUUUCAAUGUCCCCCAGUGCAGAGCUACUGGACUGAAUGGAGUGAAUGGGGUCCCUGUUCAACCACAGCCUGCAGUGAUGUGGGGAUCCAGGUGCGCCAGAGGAAGUGUUUGAGCUCUCAGCCGAUGCCUCUCUUGUUUGUUCCAGCAUGUCAGGGACACCACUCAGAGAGAAGGGAGUGUUCAACCCCUCAAUGCACCGCCAAAUGGAGUCCAUGGGGUCACUGGGGGAUGUGCACGGUGACCUGCGGUGGAGGUCAAAGAACCAGAAGACGCACCUGUGUAAGAACCUCAGCCUCUGUUCAGUGCAUUGGCCGCUCUGUUGAAGUACAGAAGUGUGGAAAGACACCAUGUCCUGCCAAAUGCCAGCUCGUAUGCGAGGAAGGCCAUCCCAACGAGGACUGCAGCCUCUGUGUGUGCGAGGACCGAGUGCUGCAUGGAGACGUCCAUAGUGUGACAGGAGUCCCUGUGGAGGGAGCCAGAGUGUCUCUGGGUACCCAUUCUAAAGCCCUCCAUGCUCAAACCAAUGUUAAAGGGGAGUUUAUGCUCGCUGGAGUCUGCUCUUCCAGUGCCACUUCAAUCAUCGUCAAAAAGGAGAAGUAUGUCCCAACAACUGUCUCUACCUCUACGAACACUACUGGAUCGUCCAGGUUAAAGGCUGUCCUCAGAUCCACUGAAAAGCCUUACAUUGUGAAGCACCCAGAGGACAAAGUGCGUUAUGAAGGAGGACGGGUGCUGUUCUGCUGCUCAGCAACGGGAUCACCGAAGCCCAGCAAGUAUUACUGGUACCACAAUGGGACACUCCUUGACAGAAAGAUUUAUAAGUAUGAAGAGGACCUUGCGCUGCAGGAUCUGAAGUUUGAGCAUUCAGGGGAGUAUUACUGCAAAACCAGCAACCCUGCAGGCAGCAUCAAGUCUUCUGUAGCCAGCCUUUCUGUAAUUGCUAAAGGAACCCCGGCCUGCAACUCCACUCCUGAAGCCCACCUCAUUAGGCUACCACUGGACUGUGUCCAACCUGGAACUGAAUCAAAGUACUACAAUGCUGGCCGCUGCCCACACAACAAAUGUGCUGGAUCCCUGGAGUUUGACAUGCGCUGCAGAGAUGGAGCCGGAUUUUGCUGUGGGGUUCAGAGUAUGGAGAGUCGGGUCAUUGACUGUGGUAGUUACAGUCUUCCCAUCCGGGUGGUGACACAAUGCGUCUGUCAGAAAUGUAUGCAGCCCACGGUAAUUGUUCGUGGAAGAGUGGUUGCAGCUGACAAUAAUGAGCCUCUGCGUUUUGGGCACAUCUACAUUGGCAAAGAAAGAGUGGGUACCACUGGAUACCAAGGAGGCUUUACUUUGAAAAUUUCUCAAGACACACAAAGAUUAGUGGUAAAUUUUGUUGAUCCCACUGAAAAGUUUCUUAACACUCCAAAGGUGUUCAUCUUUGACAAAAAAAGUGGAUCCAUCUAUCAUGACGUGAAAGUGAUGAGAAAACAGAAACCAAUUGAUAUUAAUUCCAGAGAGACCAAUGUCAUCGAUCUAGGAGAAAUUAAAGGGGAAGAUCCAAUUGGACAGUUAGUCAUCCCUCCCAAUUCCUUUCAUAAAGACACUGGGGAGGUGUAUGAGGGAACUGUGAAAGCUAGCGUCACAUUCAUUGACCCAAGAAACAUUACAACAGCAGCUGCAACCCCUGGGGAUCUCAACUUUGUAGAUGAUGAAGGUGACAUGCUCCCUUUGAGGACUUACGGCAUGUUUUCAGUGGAUUUCAGAGAUAACUCCAGCAACAAAGUACUGGGAGCAGGAGCUGUUCAAGUCCUCCUUGACACACAGCAUGUUAAAAUGCAGGAGCACAUUCCUCAAAUGAAACUGUGGUCUUUAAACCCAGAUACAGGGGUCUGGGAGGAAGAAAGUGAAUUCUCGUACAGCACAACAGCGGCCGAUGGUCAUGGACGGAGCAAGCGCGAGGAGCGUACCUUCCUUAUAGGAAACAUGGAGAUAAGAGAGCGCAGACUCUUCAAUUUAGAUGUGCCUGAAAGCAGGCGGUGUUAUGUGAAGGUUCGUGCCUACAUGAGUGACAAAUUCUUGCCUACUGAACAGCUGGAAGGUGUCGUGAUCACUCUGAUAAACCUUGAGCCCAAACCUGGCUAUUCCUCCAACCCCAGGGCGUGGGGGCGCUUUGACAGUGUCAUCACUGGCCCCAAUGGAGCCUGUUUGCCAGCUUUCUGUGACGCCAUGAGGCCCGAUGCUUACACAGCUUAUGUCACAGCAAUGCUAAAUGGAGAGGAGCUUGAGGCUGCUCCUUCCACACCAAAGAUGAAUCCAAACAUUAUUGGAGUAUCUCAGCCUUAUCUGGAAAAACUAGACUACCAGCGUUCAGACCACAAAGACUCAGCCCUAAAGAAAACAGCCUUUAAAAUCAAUCUGGCAAAGCCGAACCAAAACAAUCUUGAUGAGACCAAUGGGCCUAUAUAUCCAUAUCAGAGUAUGAUAGCUUGUGAAAAUGCCCCUAUAGAUGCAAACCAUUUUAGAUUUUUUAGAGUGGAAAAAGACAAGUAUGAGUACAAUGUUGUUCCCUUUGAAGAAAAUGACUUGACGUCUUGGACUGGAGACUAUCUCUCCUGGUGGCCUAACCCUCAGGAGUUUAGAGCAUGCUUUAUUAAAGUCAGAAUUCAUGGGCAGAAGGAAGUAAUGGUCAGGUCAAGGAACCACGGAGGAACCCACCCACAAACAAAGAACAAACUUUAUGGUAUUAGAGACAUUCGGAGUACUCGUGAUAUGAGAGAGGCCAACACCUCAGCUGCUUGUCUUGAGUUUAAAUGUAGUGGCAUGUUAUACGAUCAGUCAGUAGUAGACAGAUCCCUGAUAUCAGUGCUCCCACAGGGUAACUGUCGGAGGAUUCAUGUCAACAACCUCCUACAGGAGUACCUAAUUAAACACCCACCGUUCACUCAAAGUAAUGGGUCUCAUUCUUUCACCAUGAUGGCGCCUGUGGAUCCUUUGGGACAUAACUAUGGCAUCUACACUGUCACGGACCAGAACCCAAGGGUGGCCAAAGAGAUUGCGAUUGGACGAUGCUUUGAUGGCACCUCAGAUGGUUUCUCCAGAGAGAUGAAGUCCGACUCUGGAGUAGCACUGACCUUCAGCUGUCCAGAGAGGAAAAUUAACAGGCAAAGUCUAUUUCAACGUCUGCAAACCAACCCAGGUCAGACUUUAUCUCAAAUGGCAAGAGACAUGAGGGACUCUCAGGGUGAGCAGAGGCAAAGGUCAGCUACCCAGGUGGUGUUUCCCUCAGAGCAGCGUGGCAGAGGCCGGAGUCGCAGAAUUAGCCCUGGGGCCAGGAGAACAGUGCCUGUGCGAGCACAGCAGUACCAAUAAGUAGUUCCAAAGAUGUAGCACUUUUUAAGAUAGUUCCGUCUAAGCUUAUAUUUACAGCAAUUUCUGAAGGAUUUGUUAUUUUCUUUUAAUUUUAAAAUCAAUGGUUAAAAACACCAAAACUCCAGAGGAAAAGUUGUCUGCAUUCAUUCUCUGAAGACACUAAAAACACUACUGGGUACAACCAUUCAGUAAAGUCAUUGGUUUGAUUGACUAAUCAUGAACCAAAUGGACACUAGAAUAAAUGUGCAUUAAAAUGUAUUCCUUUCUCUUAAAAAAUACAUAUCCUUUGUCAUUUUGUAAAUGUACAACAGGCUCAAAUUAGUUUUGUUUUAAUUUCUUAAAUGAAUACAUAAUAUUGUCAAAUGAGAAUGGGUUGUUUUAUAUUACUUUCUGUGGUAUUUUACUUUCUUUCAAUGUACUGUACUUAUCUGUAAAUACUUUGUUAAAUAUGUCUUAUUUGAUUAGUAUUUUCUAAUGAAUUCAUCAUUUAGGAUCAUAAAAAAAUGAACUGGAAGUCUUUGUUUUUCCAAAAAUGUCUAAACUGCUCACUAAACUCUAAAAGUCUUACAAAGAAGGAUGCAUUUAAAAUCAGCCUCUCGGAGGUCAAACGUAAUUAUAAAUAAAGCUUUUUAAUGUUUUUUUAGUGGUAUUCCGUAAACUCCAAUCAGUUCAAAGUCCUCCCACACCCACUUCAGAUGUAAAAGGCCAAAACUGUCCCAAGGAAAGCAAAGAUUUCACUUAGAAAAUCUCCAUAAUGAUAAUAAUUUAUUGUGAGAUGUAACCUUACUGUUGCUAAACAAAGUGUCACUGUAUCCAAACAGUGUUUCUGCAUUUUGUAUUACUCAUAUGUUGAGAGGUUUAUUCAGUGUCCAGAUGAAACUUUGUACUGAUAAAUGUUUGUAAACUUUCUUUGUAUUUUGAAGUGCAAUAUUAUCAAUAAACUUGAGAAUUAGUC
This is a messenger RNA of Oryzias melastigma (Indian medaka), 5131 nucleotides long. RefSeq names its product cartilage intermediate layer protein 2 (gene cilp2). Lineage: Eukaryota; Metazoa; Chordata; Actinopteri; Beloniformes; Adrianichthyidae. The transcript is spliced from 9 exons. Bases 427 to 4176 code for a protein of 1249 amino acids. The record is from RefSeq and is a predicted model, not a curated record.